GUCAGUCAACAAAAAGUGUUUUCUAACUUCAAAGUUUUUUGUUUUUUUUCAAAUGUUGCUUUUUAGAUUAUAUUUCCUCAACAACAACUAAAUCUGUUCCUCCUGAUUAAGUGGCCAAACAUUUCAAUUUAAUUGGAAUCUGCUAAAUAGAUUCAAGGCCUCCUGCUGACAGCCAGAGAAACAGAUCAUUAUGACGACGGUGAAGAGGUGACGUAAUGCGUAUGCUGAUGGUCCAUUCCUCCAGGAGGGGGGGUGUUGCUGUAGGAUCUUGCCGUGCGAGCGUCUACUUCCCAUUGUCAGGCGCGUGGGGCAGUCAGGUGCUGGUGCCUCAGAGGGUGAACGCUGUGCUGGGGAAGAACGUGACGUUGGAGUGCCGGGUGGAAGUGGCUUCCAACCUUACUCUCACUCAGAGCUCCUGGGAGCGCCGGCUGCCGUCGGGCUCCGUCACCGUGGCGGUUUACAACCCGCUCUACGGCAUCUCCAUCCCUCCGGAGUUCCUCCAUCGCCUGUAUUUCCGCUCGCCCUCCUCGCACGACGCCACCAUCGUGUUGGGAAACGUGGGCUACGCUGACGUCGGGAUCUACACCUGUAAGGUGGCCACGUUUCCUCUCGGAAACACUCAAGCCUCCACUACUGUCAAUGUGCUCGUGGAGCCGAAGGUCUACGUGUCCGCAGGUUCGUCCGCUCUGAUCGACGGCGGCAACGACACCGUGGUGGCCACCUGUAUUGCGGAGCGAGCCAGGCCCCCCGCUGAGGUGUCCUGGGAAUCCAACCUUUUUGGACAGUCGGAAGUGCAGCUGUUUGACGAGGCCAACGGCACGACCAGCACGCAAGUGAGCUACUUGUGGCAGCCCACACGUCACAUCCAGGGCCACGCGCUCACCUGUGUCGUCCGCCACCCGGCCCUGCAGAGGGACUUCAGGAUCCCCUAUCAACUCAAUGUGCAGUUUGCUCCUGAUAUCUCUGUUGUGGGCUAUGAUGGAGACUGGUAUGUUGGUCGGGAACAUGUUCAAAUGACAUGUAAAGCCAACGCAAACCCACCGGCUAAUCACUUCAGAUGGAUCAGAUUGGACAGUGAAAUGCAAGAAGGAGUGGAAAUAAUGAACAGCACUUUGCUCUUCCUGCGUCCCCUCCAGCGGAAUGACUCUGGGGUUUACAGGUGUGAGGUUGCCAACGACAUCAACCUCCGCAGUCGGGAUGUGCGCAUUCUCAUACAAGAUCCUCCCACCAUGCCUUCCACCAUUACUGUUCCUGUCCUAACUGGCUCUGCCUCCUCCACCUUAGUCGAUGAUAUGGGGCAUGUCCUUCUCAGCUCCCCCACACUCGAAGCCCUACCUGAGAGUAAUCUUGGUUCCAUAGUGGGUGGGGCUGUGGGCGGGGCCUUGUUUCUGCUGCUGCUGCUGUGUCUGGUUGGCGUGUGUUACCUACGGAAACAGCAAACCUUCCACGGGAACUACUACACCAAACAGUGCCUGGGCCCCAGUGACCUCCAGAAAGCCCCCACGCAGCACGAGCUCCACCCCACUAAAGCUGGAAGCGGCUCCCACCAUCGGGACCACGACCGGGAGGAGUGGGGCGACCGCCAGCUCAAACUUGAGCGUGACCGUCGUCACCAUAGCAACCACAACGGAGAGGAGUAUCCCUCGAAUGGCUACACUAGGGCAAUGAGGGAGAGCGGUCAUCCCAGCAAUCAGCAGAAUCCCCACCCUGAACACACGCAGUAUUCCAGCCCUAGGCAGGCCAGAUGUGCCAGAUACCCUCACUCACCUAAACCACAGAGAAACGGCGCCCCCUGCCUGUCGGAUGACUGCUACGAUAACGGGCCACAGGGCGAUUAUGUCUCUCACACAGACGGGUCGGUCAUCUCGCGUAGGGAGUGGUACGUUUGACGGUCCUGCGGGAGCACGGACGCGACACAAAGCAGGAGGUCUCAGUUCUGUAGUUUCCUGGUCGACACUUGAGACGUAACGUUUGUGUUCUUGAUGUGGACGGAGUGAACAGCCAUCAUCUGAAUGCCUACAGAAGUCUGUGUGUAGAGACUAACUAGAGGUUAUGUAAACGUGUGGCCUAUGCCUUACUACACGGACUGCCAAUGCAUUUACUUGUAUGUCUUUCAGUUGAGUGGAAGCCUUGAGGGCUUGCAGACCAAACUAUGGUUUUCGUCGAAAGAUAAUUUUUUCUUUUUGUUUUUACAUAAAUUCUGCCUUCAUUGGCCAAAUGUCACUUAGUUUAGAUGACCUCCGAAUAUGAAUGGUUGGUAUUCAAGAAUGGGCAGAACUGAUGACUGGAAGUAAUCACAUGAAAUUCAAAGGAUCACCGGGCCUUUUUUCUAAAACUCAGUCGGACACGGUAGGCGAAUUAAAAAGAGAUUCAUCCCAUUGAGAAAUCCGAAUGACUUCAUAACUGAUGACCUCUGCACACAGACAUAUAAUCAUAAGAUGUUGCACUGCCUUUUGCAAAACUAUAUGGACCACCCUAUCAUUUUUCUCUUCUACCUAUUAUGUAACUCUCCAUGGGAGACCUGUGAGCUGGAGGACAUCACUAGGACCACCGAUGUCCUAGUGAGUCCUUUCUAAAGCUGGCGGCGUAGAGUGGGAACCUUAAGAGCGUCUCUGCACCCUCGGGAGAGCCAGUGGGGAUGUCUGCAUGAACGGGGCAGUAACGACGGACUGGAUCUCAGUCGAGCCGUGAGACGCAAAUAUCCUACAAAAUUCUGCACUUUUAGAUAAGCUUGAAUAAUAUGACUUCUGUUUGUGUAAUUUAAUGAUUUGGGGGAGAGUUUCUUGAUUUAGCCUCUAACACAUUCCCCUGUUAUCUACUGGAUGGUAACGGAUGAGUUUGAGAGUUUGCACUCUGGCACCUACCCAGGCUUCUUGGAAAUUCAAGAGUGCUGUCAGCAGGGGUCUUGUUGAAAGCAGGCUACAGUAUGACGGGCACCAUACGCUGGCCUCCCAGUCUCAAAGUAUUUUGUUUCACAAAGAAGUCUUUGACGAGUGUCACCAGUGCACCGGACUAAUUUAAUGUGUUGGAAAAGAGGCAUUAAUAGGCUUAUUGUUGCUCAUCCAUGUGUGCAACGGCACGGUCACCAGCCUGUGUUUUUAUGAAUUACGCAUUUAAUACUACUAGUAUUAUGAAAGUCAAUUACACAUUAAGACUAAUCGGGUCGCUAGUGAGGAAUGUGUGUUAUCAAAGCCACAGCACAGUGCUUUCCCGCCAGAUUGGACAAAAAAUAUGUUGAGUCGUAGUUAUUCGUUGAGAAACUUUAAAUGCACCCUAUCUUUUUAUUUUAAAAAUGGUUUUCCAGCUGGAUUUAUUCAUUUGUAACAAGCCGCAUUUAUUAAUCAAGUCUCUGCCGCGCUGCUGGCAUACAAGAACUGUGCGUGAAGCGAGGACAAAGUGUUUUAGGUCUGUGUCGUUGGGCUAUGAAGGCCCAGCAGUCGGGGGUCAGACUUGCAUGAAGCCAUUAUAGAUUUAAAGAUACGUUUCAGGUUUUGAACUUGAUCAAUUAGACACAGUUUAGUUCAUUUGGCUCAUGCACCUAUUUACAUGCAACAAUUUCUUUCAAACGUACUAGCUUGUGAAUACAGACAACUUUAUGGUCACUUAUACAAUUUAGCUGCCAGAUGCCAAAUAUUUGUUUAACUUUUAUGUAUAAGUAUAAUGAUGACAUAAAACAUAAGUAUUACUGACUAGCUAACAACUGAUCAUGAGCUUAUAUAAAUGACUAACGUAUCACUGUUGUCUACAGGGCCUUGCAGCCUGAAAUAGAAGUGAAAAGAUGCUUUAGGCCACUUACUUAUAAUACAGUAAAAGGUGUCAAAAUGGGGAAGUAGUAAUUUUGUUAUGAACCCUCACUAAUUAUGUGAAUUUCUGUGCGGUGAGUAGGCUGCGAUUCUCAUGGUAACAUUUCAUAACGUGUCACUGCAGCUCAUGCUGUGCAAACUCCUUCCAGAGGCUGUACACCACAACUCAUUUGUGCUCACGGAAAGAAGCUUCUUAUUCUAACAAGUAGCUAAGUUUUCGUUGACUCCAAUUCAUUUAACAUAUUUCCUCACUUACCACUAGUGGUGUCCAAAAGCACUGGCUAUUAUAAAGAACCCUGUCUUGGUACAAUCUGGUGACGAGUUUACAGUGUGGAUCACCCAAGUAACUCCAACAAUGUUUCUGUGAAGUGUCUUUAAUGCUUUUGUUUCACAAGCUCCUCAAACAAACUGUCUACCGUCAUUGUAUUGGUGUGGAGGUCAAAUUCUGAGAAUAUCAUUAACCGUCUGCAUUAUUAGAAAUUGUUACUGACUGUUUUAAUGGGGGUGGCCCUAAUGAUGUGUAGAGUUGGCAAUGUGGGAACCACAAAACCUAAUUUUAGACAGUUGAAUUAAAUGUAAUGUUUUGGGGGCGGCUGUGCUGCUAGGGGGCCGAUUAUGUUUCAUUUUCUCCUGCCUUCCUGGUCACUAUUGCAUAAAUGCAGCAAAUAACCGGAAGCUGAACAUCGUAACGCCUUCUGGUGUUUGCUUCUAUGCACUAAGAAGGAAAUUCCACUAUUCCAUAUACUAUUUUUGCUUGGGAUGUCAAGUUGUCAGUCCCCCACUGGAUAAAUUCAUUUCUUCUACUACUCACACAUGUAUUUGUAUAAAGAUCAGACAUCAAUAUCUUUAUACCUUGUUAAAUGUCCUUCACUUUGGGUUGAGAACUGCAACUAGUGCCUUAGAUACGUAGAAGAAACAUGUGGUCUCUUAUCAUCGUUUACUAAUGGAUUUAAGAACUGGUUUGGUUGCUCUGUGAGAUUUAUUUGUUGCCUGUUUGUUUUUUUUCUGCUUGUGUGUCAGGAGGACUCCGUAGUGCCGUAUUCACUUUUCUGCCCCAGUCACCGUGACCAUUAAUGCCGUAGUAUAUUUGUGAACAUGGAGGUAUUACACCCAAAACGACAGAGCUGGAAUGCAUUUUUCAUGUAAAAUGAGUGGGAGCAUCUUGAGUUUUCUAUCAGGGCUUUUGGUUUUCUGUAGGGGGAACAAUUAACUUCAGUCUCACAUGUAAAAAAAACCUUGUUGUCAUGUUGUUGUUGUUUUUUUGUAUAUACAGAAGAAAAUCUCAAUAUUUGUCAGCGACAACAGUGCAGCAUUAUUUUGUCAAUCUUUUUGAGAUCUUUUUAGUUCAAUAAAGCACCUUAGCACCUGUG
Gasterosteus aculeatus aculeatus (three-spined stickleback) is the source of this 5173-nucleotide messenger RNA. The record is from RefSeq and is a predicted model, not a curated record. NCBI's taxonomy places the organism in Eukaryota, Metazoa, Chordata, Actinopteri, Perciformes, Gasterosteidae.